GGACCCCAAAAAUAGCGCCAUCUAUCGGGAUAAAUCUCAAAAAAUGUGGGAUCGGUCGACAUGACUCAUUCCGUUUUGCCGGGAAACUGCGUCCCUGGCCAGUUGUUUCCGUUGACGAUCUCGUAGCCUCAGCCUUGGAUUUAAGCUGUUUACUGAUUUGAAGAGAUAAUAAAUGGACUUUCCCAGCAUAUUAAUAUGGUAUAAAUACUGUCGAUGUCACUAUGUUUCAGUAUCUUCAAUCUGUUGGUUAGUACAUCUUGUUCUGUCUCCAACUCUUUUUCAACUCCUGUUAAAGAAAUGUCCAUUGUCAGUAUUACCGUUUGCUUUGUGGCUGUCGUGAUGACCGUGACUUGUGAACCAGUAGCUGAUGGGUACAAACAGCCCGCGCCUCCAUACCAAGCCCCUGCAUACAAGGCUCCCACGUACGAACCUCCAGCUUACAAAGCGCAUGUCGAUUACCAGCCUCCUGCGUACCAGCCUCCUGCGUACCAGCCUCCUGCGUACCAGCCUCCUGCGUACCAGCCUCCUGCUUACAAAGCUCCCACGUACGAACCUCCAGCUUACCAAGCGCCUGUCGAUUACCAGCCUCCUGCGUACCAGCCUCCUGCAUACCAGCCUCCUGCCUACAUGGCUCCUGCUUAUUAAAUCCAAUCAAAUUCUAAAACUAGUAUUAAAAAUUGCAAAAUAUAUCAAUAUGUACCAUUAAUUGUGGAUGCAGACUGGAAUAGUUUGUAAUAGUAAUGAGCAUUUUUGCGAGAUACACUGCUUUAAAUCUUU
This is a messenger RNA of Daphnia magna, 777 nucleotides long. Its product is annotated as repetitive proline-rich cell wall protein 1. Bases 214 to 645 code for a protein of 143 amino acids. The transcript is spliced from 2 exons. The record is from RefSeq and is a predicted model, not a curated record. Lineage: Eukaryota; Metazoa; Arthropoda; Branchiopoda; Diplostraca; Daphniidae.